AACAAGUAUUAACUUUUGCUUAUAUAAGAAAAAUCGGCUUGUAUAGCAACAUUUGUGGCCUUAUUUUUCUAACUGUAUAUGCAGGAUCUCUUUUAAAACGUUUUCUGCAACAGCUGAAAGUGAAAGAAGAAAAAGACACCGUGACAUACAGUAGAAAGCCACAAAUGAAGGUUCACAUUUGUAACAUUUAAUCUCUUAAAUCACUGCGCUAAAUGUCAGCUGCAGUCAUUUAUAGAAUCAGUCAUACAUGGGGAAAGUCACAUCGAUAUGUUUCUGACUGGAAAUGUUUCAGAUGCAUUAUUCAUACAAUUUAGUAUAAUAAAAAAAUAAUAAAGAAUUAUGUUUAGGCCUAUUCAAAAUGCAUUCAGAUCCUCCCUCUGAUAUAAUACCUGUAUGCGAACUCUUUUGAGGGCAAACUUUCUCAAUGCUACAGUUACAUGAUGUUGUUUAUAUGGUUUAAAAUCUCCUAAGUGAAUGUGUUAACCUGCAAAAGUUCAUUUAUUGUGAAAGUUUAGUGUGUAAUUCCAUUCGUGGAGUUUGGUGAAGUGAGAACCUUGAGAUACCAUCUUCACUAAUGAGAGAUUUUUUGAUAAAAUUUGAGGUUAAGACCUCCUACAUAAACAGGAACUUCUCUGUAUAUAAAGUCAUGUUGAUGCCCUUCACUGCCUCAGACUUCAGCUUUCAUGCUUUUAUGUAAUGUUUCUCUAAUGCUUCAGAAUAAAUUAGUUGCAUGUGCGGAGUUGUGUGAGUUCUGGCCAAGCUGAAGUCUUGAAGAGCGCAUUCUUACAGUUUUGUUAAAGAACAAUGAGCCCCACUGGGAUUUUCAGCAUUUUCUUGGCUUUUUCAGUUCAGGCUAAAGCCGCUUCACAGGAGUACAUCUGUGAGACAGAUUACUGGCAUACCAUCAUCUGCUCUUUAAAACUACCAAUCACAUCCACUAGAAACUCAUCAUACUGGCUAGAGGCUCAUUCCAUCAGCAGCAAACAGAAUUAUAGAUGCCAACUUCAGAGAGUACAUGAAGAUCACAUCUGCAAUAUCACAGUAGAAUCAGGCUUCAGGAGUCUUGAUAUAUAUUCUAUGAAACUUAAUUAUUUUGAAAAUGGAACUGUGAAUUCAUUUCUGUUGGAUGCUUAUUUUGAGCCAGUAACAAAUAUUAAACCAAAAGCCCCAUUUGAUCUGACGUUACAAUAUGCAAAUGGAACGUAUCAUUUCUUUUGGAAGAGUGGAUAUGAAAAUCAUACCUACCGAGAUGCUCUACCUAUCAAAUAUGAAUUAAACUACUACAAAGACGGAGAUCCCACAAGUGAAGUCAGUGUUCAACUAGACAAAGAAAUGAUUAAGAUUGAGGAAAUGAGGUUUGAUCCAGACACUAUGUACACUGUGAUGGUGAAGAGUAAGAUAGAUGACAGACGGACCUACAGUGGAACGUGGAGCGACUGGAGCAGUGCUGUGAAAUGGAAAACAGCAUACAGAGAUGAGCCCAGUCAAGACAUCACGAUUGUCAUUGGAAUGUUUGCAGUGGCUGGACUUUUAAUUCUGCUUAUGUCCUUUCUUGCUGCCAGAUUUAAGAUGAAAGAUAUUUCAUGGGUGCCAACACCAGAAACGUACUUCCAGCCACUUUAUCAAAAGUACCAUGGCAAUUUUCAGUGUUGGGUUUUGGCAAAAACUCCUUUAGAAGAUUUUCAAGUUACGGAAGACUUUUCAAAAAUCGACAAGAUUUCCGAGGUCUUUACCACACUACAGGAUCAGGUCGAGUCAAUGGGCAUGUAUCCCACAGCACAAUGCCACACACCCUAUGUGGGCCCCACAGCUGAGGUCUGGGCCCCGUGCCAAAUGCCUGAUACGCGCAGUGAGACAAGCAUCCCGUGUGAGGAAUUUCCUUUGUUCUGCGAAGAGUUGCCUGAUAAAGUGGAAAACCUGUUCCAGUCUCUGAACUUGUGUCUGAGUGGGGAUGUUCUGUCUCUGAAGGACUCCACUCUUAGUCUUGAGUGUCUUAACGGCUGCGAGACUUCUGAAGCAGCGGUUAUCAUUAACCCGGUGCCUGCGUGUUUCAAACAAGACUACUGCACUCUUACCAACACUCCCACAGGCCCCGUUCCCACCUUCACCAGAGAUGAACACCGCCAAUGAUUAAAUGCAGGAAGAUAUUACACCACGGAUUUCUGUAGAUAUGUAGACAUUUUAAAUUGAUACACUCUUAAAAAUAAAGGUGCUUAAAACUUUCUUCACAGCAAUGCCAUAGAAGAACCAU
This is a messenger RNA of Carassius auratus (goldfish), 2251 nucleotides long. RefSeq names its product interleukin-21 receptor-like. Lineage: Eukaryota; Metazoa; Chordata; Actinopteri; Cypriniformes; Cyprinidae. Bases 805 to 2130 code for a protein of 441 amino acids. Gene Ontology annotation, biological process: cytokine-mediated signaling pathway. Gene Ontology annotation, cellular component: external side of plasma membrane; membrane. The transcript is spliced from 9 exons. Gene Ontology annotation, molecular function: protein binding; cytokine receptor activity. The record is from RefSeq and is a predicted model, not a curated record.